CUUCGGCAGCGCACUUUCAGUGCGGUUUUGGUUGCUGUAGUGUCGAGAGAUAGCCCAGUGGUGGUUUUCGCUGGGGACGUUCGUUCAUUCGUUCGCGUGUGCUCGCCGUGUGUUUUAUUGCUUGUUUUAAUUCGCGUUGUUUUUGUUACUGUGAGUGUCUCGUGAAUCGCGUGCAUCGCUGGUCGGUCGGUACACAGCAGGUCCAAACCGACGCUCGAGGACUACAUAAUCGACAUGGAGACGCGGCCGCCCGACAGCGGUCAGAUCUCCGACAAGGACGUCUGGGCCCAGCUGCACCAGAAGGAAGCGGAUCUGCUGCUGGCGGCCGAACUCGGCAAGGCUCUGCUGGAGACGAACGAGCAGCUGAAGAAGCAGCAGGAGAAGCUGAUCGACGACUACUCGGUGAAGCUGGAGAAAUUGGAACAGGAAAAGUACAUCCUCAAGCGGCAGUUGGAGAUCACCUCGAGCGAGAACGAUGCCGUCAUCCUGGAGCUGCAGACCGACAUCAAGCAGUUCAAACAGAAGCUGGAACUACAGGAACAGCUGAUGCGACAGUUGGAACGGGAAAAGAACCAGCUGAUCGAGGAACUGACCGCCCAGAACACCCGCCUAUCCAACGAGCUGAAGAAGUCCAAUGCCGCCGAGCUGCAGCUGUCGACUCAGCUGCAGGAGAUCAAGGACCAGUGCAAUCGGCGGACGAUCAGCAUACAGGACCACGUCAAUAGUCUGGAGAGCCUGAAAAAUGAACUGCGGAUGAUUCUGGAGAAGAAGAACGACCUCGAGAAUCGGUUACACAUGACGUCGAGCGAAAAGGAAAACCUCUCGAUGGCACUGAACGAAGCAUCCGAGAGGAUACACAUCCUGGAGCGGAGCACCAAGGAGCAGGAUACCAAGUACCAAAUGACGGUUCAGACGCUGGAUCGGCUGGAGCGGGAGAACGGCACGCUCAGCGAGCGACUCGAGUCGUUUGAUUCGCAGCGCUCGAACCACAGCGAUCAGAACCAUUCGUCGCUGUUGCAGGAGAUGAGCGGCGAGGACGACUCGAUGAUGAUGGACGGAAGCGGGGGCGGAGCCAAUGAAGAAGCAACGCUUCUACUGUACAAGGAGGCACAGUCCGUGUACAAGCAGCUGAAGACGCUUUGCCAGACGCUGCGGAGUACACACCACGAUGACGAUUCCGGCCUCCACUCGGACAUGUCCUUCUCCUCGAUGGACAACACAUCGUCGUCCUCGCCGCAGUCGGUGGACGUCGGGUUGGGCCAAUCGGCUGGCCCCUCGCCGCACUCCAGCGGUCCGGUGGGAAUUCGAGGACCGGAGAAGUUCCACCGCGGCAUGCUAUCGUCUGCCGCCGACGAGCUGGUCCACAUCAUCAUGAACAUGGACGCCAUGCAGUUCAAGACCAUGUUCGAGCAAACCCGCUCGAUGCUGAUCGACCAGGAGGAGGAGCUGAAGAGGAAGACCGAUCUGAUCAUUCAGCUGGAGAGCAAGCUUUCGGUGCAGGAUAUCGAGCUGCAGAGUGCACUCGAGGAGCGAAAUCAGGCCCGGGACGAUGCUUCGCACUCGAGUUUGGCCCAGGACGAGACGGUCGUGCAGGCCCGUCAGGAUCGGGACGCGGCGAUCGAACGGCGGACGAAGGCCGAAGUCGAACUGGCCAAGAACCGGGUGGAGCUGAUGCAGGCGAACAGCCAACUGCUGGAGGCCAUCCAGCAGAAGGUGGAACUGCUGCAGCAGCUUGAACAGUGGCAGAUCGACAUGCACGAGCUGAUCGAGGAGCAGAUGAAGAAUAAGCUUAACAAUGAAACUAGUACAAAACCGCAUACGCCUCAGCGUCCGUCAUCGCAGCAGACCGGUUCCUCGUCUGCCGGUUCGUCGGCUAACAACCGCAAGAGUCGCCUACUAGAUCUGUUCUACCAUCGAUGAGGAUAAACGAAAGCACUAAACAUAAAAACUCGAUCAGUCAGAUUUUAAGCUACCCGGGUAUCGCCCUCUAAAUGACAACCGCAGGGGAAGCGACUCACAUUGCAUUUAUAUUCGAACCCUCUAAUCUAUUGUAACUGUCGUGAGUCGUUUCCGUCCCAUUUUGUACAUCGGAAACUGACAGCUCUGUCACUUUGGCACCCGGUAACUUCAAGGCCUACGCGGACCGCAUGUGAUAGUGAACUCUGAUCGACGAUUUUACUGAUUAUUGAUUCUUUUUAAGCGGUCUACCAAAAAACAAAAAAAAAAAAACAAACAAGAUGGGACCUUGUGACAACAGUAUUUUUUGUAUGAAGAACUAUAGUGAAUCGUUUUUAACAUCCAUAUCUACCAAGAAACAAAAUAAAGGUCCAUUAUGCAUAUCCCAAACCCCGGAUUCCCGUAUAUCAAAAAAAGCAGUUCGUACCCAGAAAGCAAGAAACGAUUAAUUAACUUAAACAAUGUGUAAUUUAUGUAGCUAAAGUGUACUUUUUACUACCGGUGUAACCAAAAAAAAUUGUAUUGCGAGAAUUGACGAAUGUGAAACCUAUAUUAAAUCCGUACUUACUAAACUAAUUUUAAAUAAGUAACAACAACAACUAACACACCAGCAAAUCACUAUUGUGCAGCGUCAUUUUGCAUCAACGUCUGUGUGUAUUUUUCUGUUCCUUCAUCUACCGGGAAGAACAAAAACUAAACGGUUUUCCCUCUCGCUCUGACGAAGGUCUGAAAACAAGCACCGCCACGAGAAAGAGCCAGAGCGAGUGGGUUGUGAUACUUGUUCGUUAAACUGCAAAUGUAUUCGUUCACCAGAUGUAGAGAAAACGACGCCUUUGUACUAAUAUUGCUAUUAUUCUAAUCGCUACACCUAAAGAUUACGAGAAAAGAUUAGCCGAGUGAUAACAGGAUGCCUUUUAAAAAAACGAAAUCGAAACAAACUGAGGAAUUGAACAUGAUGUAUUAAAAACUGGAUCCGCAGCAGAAGAAGGCGAGCAUGAGAUGUAAAUAUAAGAUUAAUUAUUGUAUUAAUAAAAAAACAUUCCUAAAAACUAUUUUUUUUAACAUGCAGCAAUGUGAUUUGUGGAAAGUUUUGUUUUGUUUUCUUGCGGAAUGUUAGAUCGAAAGAAGUCGGAAGGUAAUUUAUCGUUUACGGAAUAGAGGAAAACUAAAGAAAUAUCUAAAUUAAACAAUGUUGAAAGCUGAUACUGUCAAGUAAUCUUAUUUGUAACUGUUGUAACUGGAAACACGAAAAAUGAUAGAAUAAAGUAAUAACGAUGAGAUUAAAA
Ochlerotatus camptorhynchus is the source of this 3242-nucleotide messenger RNA. RefSeq names its product bicaudal D-related protein homolog. The transcript is spliced from 5 exons. Bases 235 to 1920 code for a protein of 561 amino acids. NCBI's taxonomy places the organism in Eukaryota, Metazoa, Arthropoda, Insecta, Diptera, Culicidae. The record is from RefSeq and is a predicted model, not a curated record.